UUCUAACCGCACUAAUUAUACGAAUAUGAAGCAAUUCAUUGAGACAGUAAAACGAUUUCCUAUACUGUGGAAUACUGAGUCGAAGAGCUAUCACAACUUGAAUAAAAAGGAUGUUGCAUGGAAUAGGAUAGUGGAGGAAAUGAAUAAUCCCGAUAUACCAGAUGUGAAAACUGCGAAGAAUGAGUGGAAGAAAAUACGUGAUAGUCAUAGAGAGUCACUGAAAAGGAUAAAAGCUGGCCAAGGUGGCCAAAGUGGCCAAGGUACUCUUACAAAAAAUAACUGGAAAUAUGCAGAGCACCUCGAAUUUCUAUUACCCUACAUGAAAAGCCGCAAAAGACCUGGUAAAGUAUCGGUUAAUAAUAAAAUUAUUUCAUCCAGUAUCGCACUUGGAAGUCAAAAUACUUCGCCCGAAAUAACCGAAACUCAAAGUACCGAGAUUUUAGACGAAACUCAACAUUAUGGACGCGACGAAAGAAGUCAAAAUGGGGACAGUAUCUCGACUUCAAAACAAGAAAGGCAAGAAAAGAGGAAAGUUGGUGAUGACUCGUCGUUACGAGACUUACUUAAGGAAGUUGAUGCAGAUUUUAUAAAAUGGUGUGAGCAAAGGGACAAACGGAGAGCUGAGGAGGCAGAAAAGGUACAUACACGACGACCCCGGCUACCACUUACUGAUGUAAGUAACUAGUCGUUACUAGGCUUAAUAGUAACCCUGACACCAGGGUUGAUGGGGUUGGUAAUCCACCUCACAACCCACACGAUAGAAGAAGAUUGUACCUCAGAAAUUUCCUAGGCCUCGCCAAUUUCUCACCAAGAGGGUAUAUGACUGUGUGUGUGUUAGGAUAGAAGCAAAUGGAAU
Pectinophora gossypiella (pink bollworm) is the source of this 856-nucleotide messenger RNA. RefSeq lists its product as uncharacterized. The coding region runs from base 26 to 685 and encodes 219 amino acids. NCBI's taxonomy places the organism in Eukaryota, Metazoa, Arthropoda, Insecta, Lepidoptera, Gelechiidae. Gene Ontology annotation, cellular component: nucleus; transcription regulator complex. Gene Ontology annotation, biological process: regulation of transcription by RNA polymerase II. The transcript has 3 exons. The record is from RefSeq and is a predicted model, not a curated record.